AUGUCUACUGAAACACAAGAAUUCGUUUACUUCGAUUGGAUAGAAAGGGCAAUAUCAGAAGAUUACAUCAAAUACUAUGAUUAUGCAAAGUUCAUAGGUAAGGAAGAAAUUAGCAAUGGUUCUUAUGGAAAUAUUUCUCGUGCAAACUGGAACAAUUCUACCGUUAUGGUUAUAAAAUCUUCUUACGUUUCAGAUAUUAAAGAAAUCGUUAAUGAG
Molecule: messenger RNA, 216 nt
Organism: Funneliformis geosporum
Lineage: Eukaryota; Fungi; Glomeromycota; Glomeromycetes; Glomerales; Glomeraceae
Source: the annotation of a GenBank genome assembly